This is a messenger RNA of Funneliformis geosporum, 447 nucleotides long. Lineage: Eukaryota; Fungi; Glomeromycota; Glomeromycetes; Glomerales; Glomeraceae. The record is from the annotation of a GenBank genome assembly.
AUGUCAAUUUCCAUUACAAAAUCAAAUAAAUUAUGUGGAAGUUCUAGAACAGAUUCUUAUCCAACUUUUGCUAUUUCUGAACCUUUACAGAGUUCAAUAGAAUAUUACAUGCCAUGUUGUUUAUCUGAAGAAAGUGAAUUAUCUAAAGUAGCUUGUCAAAUUUAUGCUAUUUUAGUAAAUUCAGCAUCAUUAGAAAGAUUAUUUUCUUCAAUGAAAAAUAUUCAAACACCUAUUAGAAAUAGAUUACAGUAUGAUAAAGUAUUAAAAAUAGCUCAAAUUUAUGAUGAACAAGAUUCAGAAUUAGAAGAAUUAGAUUUUGAAGAAUUUAAUUCUUCAAAUAAAACAUUAAUUAAGAAGGAAAUUGAAGAAGAAUUAGAUGAAUUUAAUUCAAAUUCUUUUGCUACUCUUAAUAGUAUACAUCCUACUAAUGAUAUAAAAGCAAAGUAG